GACUCUUCAUCGUUGAACCCCACACCUGGACUCUCGAGGAUGGGACACAGGUGGAUGUUUCAGCCUUCGUUCCUGCCAACCCCCCUUCCUUUCAUCCUCCUCGUCCUCUUCCUCCUCUUGUCUCCUGCGUUUGGCAGUGCCAUGCCAGGGCCUGACUUCGACUACAGAACACAUCCACGCUUCAUCUGCACCCCCCUCCCUGUGGAUGCAGACCCUGCUUGCUUCCCCCCGGGGGGCCCAGCUAUGGGGGCCUCUGGGGCUGGGGGGCCAGGCCACCACGGGGCUCCUGGAGGGGUCCCUAACGGCUUUUGGGGGAUGACGGAAGAAGCUAAGACCACCAUCUUACACCUCAGGGAGAGCCUGGUGCAGCAGAAGGAGACGAUCUUGGAGCAGAGAGAGAGCAUCAGGGAGCUGACAGCCAAGCUGGCUAUGUGUGAGGGCUUCGGGCGGGGCAUGGGGCCCCAGGAUGACCACCACGGAGACCCCUCUGGCCCCUCCCCGUCCUCCCGCGGACACGGGAGCCACAGCUCUCACGGCAGCAACGGCCACCGCUCUAAAGGAGGGCACGGCAAAAAACGGGGGAAGGAGAAACAUGGAACACCAGGGGAUAUGACGUCAUCGCCGGAGCAGAUGAGCCGGAUGCUGCAGGCUCUGAAGGAGAGGCUGGAGAAGCAGUCCAGGAACACUUCGUCCACCACGUACUCCAGCUCUCUGAAGGAGCUUCUGCAGAGGAAGAUCAACGCUCUGGAGCAACAGAUGCAACACCGCUCCACCGCGGCCCUCAGCAGCCCAGAUCACCACGACAACGACAGUCACGGCGACAAUCACGAUCGCCAUGACGACGGGAACCCAGGCGACGGUCACCACGCCGACGCCCACCAUGACAAUGAGCACCACGACGAUGACGACAGUCACCAUGACGACAGUCACCACGACGACAGUCACAGCGAAGACAACGGUCACGAUGACGGCGAUGAGGAUGAUGAAGAAGAUGAAGACGAUGAUGAAGACGAUGAUGAUGAUGACGAUGAUGACAGUCACCACGACAACAUCGCAGACAGUCAUGGUUACCUUCCACGAACAGGCUAUCACUCACAAGGCCCGAGGUCUGGGCUGCAUUCCAACAAACUGGAGUCUGUCCUGAAUCACCUGCAUCACACAGGUUCCAACAGGAAGAAACUCCAGAGCCCUGAAGCCUUCCAGAUCGGCUUCCCCAUGAGGACCAACUACAUGUACGGCAAGGUGAAGAGGACCCUCCUCCAGGAGAUCUUUGCUCUCACCCUGUGCCUGUGGAUCAAGGGGGGCGCGGGGCCUGGCCUGGGGACACCCUUCUCCUACUCUGUACCUGGACAGGCCAACGAGCUGGUUCUCAUCGAGUGGGGCAACAACCCCAUGGAGCUACUGGUGGAUGAUAAGGCAGUGACCCUGCCUCUGUCCCUGAGCGAUGGCAAGUGGCACCAUGUGUGUGUGACGUGGACAACCAGGGACGGUCUUUGGGAGGCGUACCAGGACGGGGUGAAGAGGGGUUCUGGAGAGGACCUGUCGGCCUGGCACCCCAUCAAGCCUGGGGGGGUGUUCAUCCUGGGGCAGGAGCAGGACACUCUGGGCGGUCGUUUCGAUGCCACUCAGUCGUUCGUGGGGGAGAUGUCCGACGUGCAGAUGUGGUCGCACGCCCUGACAGCUCCAGACAUCUACGGCCUGGCGUCCUGUGGCAGCCACCUCAGCGGAGACGUCUUUGCCUGGUCAGAGGCCAUGGUGGAGCUACAUGGGGGGGUCACCAAGUACCCCUUCAACCCCUGUCACUAA
This is a messenger RNA of Hypomesus transpacificus, 1806 nucleotides long. RefSeq names its product neuronal pentraxin-2. Bases 40 to 1806 code for a protein of 588 amino acids. The record is from RefSeq and is a predicted model, not a curated record. The transcript has 5 exons. Lineage: Eukaryota; Metazoa; Chordata; Actinopteri; Osmeriformes; Osmeridae.